Molecule: messenger RNA, 1990 nt
Organism: Mercenaria mercenaria
Lineage: Eukaryota; Metazoa; Mollusca; Bivalvia; Venerida; Veneridae
Product: acetylcholine receptor subunit beta-type unc-29-like
Exons: 2
Coding region: 242-1546 (434 amino acids)
Biological process (GO): regulation of membrane potential; chemical synaptic transmission; signal transduction
Cellular component (GO): membrane; synapse; neuron projection
Molecular function (GO): extracellular ligand-gated monoatomic ion channel activity; neurotransmitter receptor activity; transmembrane signaling receptor activity
Source: RefSeq, a predicted model, not a curated record
UUGUAUUUACAUAUGUAUGAAAAUAUCAACCGACUGUAGAACAAUGUUCAGAAAACAGUUUAUAUCAAUAAGAAUAUCUGUCGAUUAGCUCGAAAAAAACUUACAGCGGAUUAAUCUGCCAUUCAGUGAAAAUGGUUUUCAAUAAGUCAAAUAUACUGGUUAGAGGAAUUCUGAGCGAAAAGGAAUAAAUGAUUUAAAACACGUUGUAAAACAAGAACGCCUUUUUACACCGAGUGUAAAGAUGAAAUUGAACAGAACCGAGUUUCUCAUGUUUGCACUUAUUUUCAUUCACUUGCAUGUCGUUUCGAGUCAGACAUAUGAUAAGGCUGUUACACUUUUAAGAAACAAAACGUUGUUCUAUGAAAAGAGUCUCAGACCAGUUACAAACCAGUCAUCAACAUUGAUAGUAAAUGUUAGGUUUGAUCUGAUUUCUAUUCAAGAUUUUGAUGAGGUCCAAGAGAGCCUUACCGUUAUUGGUGGUCUUACAUUAACCUGGACAGAUGAUUUAAUGAAAUGGAAUCCUACGGAUUAUGGCGGAAUGAUAGACAUUGUUUCAGAGAGUGGUAAAUUCUGGACGCCAUAUUUGAUCCUCACUAACAAUGUAAAGAAGUUAGACAAAGUUGGACAAUCUUGGCAAAGGAUUCGUUUCACCAAAGAAGGUGUUGCUAUACUUAUUCAAGCAGACACGUGGACGACCAUGUGUAAAGCCGAUGUUAAGUACUAUCCAUGGGACGACCACUGGUGUGGAUUCGAAUUUUCUUCAGCGGCGUAUAGACUUGAUGAAAUGUCGUUGCAGCCUGUCUCAGACGCAGUAGGUACGCACUAUUACACAGAAAGUGGAACAUGGGAGUUAAAAGGUUCAGACAUACAAGUAAGUGAUGAAAAAUCCAGUGUGUUGUUCCGUAUUCAUAUUGCAAGAAAACCCCUUUUCGUUCUUGUGAACGUCGUUGUGCCAAUUAUUGCGAUGACGUUUCUGAAUGCAGUGAUAUUCGUGAUUCCUGCUGACAGCGGGGAACGUAUUUCGUACAGUAUAACAGUUCUUCUAGCUAUUGCAGUUUUUCUAACACUUGUUGGUGAAAACUUACCUAAAACAUCAAACCCCAUGCCAGUAUUCAGCUUCUACCUGUUAGCAGUAUUGAUGAUAAGCAUGGUAAUCACUUUUGCAAACAUUUUUAGUCUACGACUUUAUCACCAUGACAACACAGGCCCUGUAAAAGGCGUAUUUGCCAAAUCUACAAAAUAUUUGUUACACAUGAAUAAAUGCAAGAAGAGAAACAAAACAGUAGAACGUGCAACUGCAUCCACGAAAGACAAGAAAACCGGAAACAAAUCAAAUGUAGACAAAUUGGAUCUUUCAACGGGCUAUGAAAUCGAGGACAAUUCAGUAUGCGAAUACAGUUCCUGUUCUAUUAUGAAUACAGAUAUAACAUGGAAAGAAGUGAGCGUCACUUUUGACAAAAUAUGCAUAGUUGUUUUCAAUAUCUUUCUUGUAUCGGCUGCAUUCAUUUUCUUCAUGUGUGUGUACACUAAGGAAAAGAAACUGUAGGACCAUUAACACGAAAUCUUAAUUAUGUAAACUUUAAUGAAAUAUGGUACCCUUUUUUCAUCUUUUAGUAAAAUAUGUUAUAAAUUUAUACAAUUAAGUAUUUCUAUUAACACAAAUCAACGACCAAAUGUAUUUGACGUGUUAUUCAGUGGAUAAUAACUUUUACUUUUAGCAUAACGAAUACUGAAAAUGUAUCCGGAUAACUAAUAUCUAACUAUUUCAAAAAAAGAUAUGCUCAUAUAUAUAUUAUGUAUGUAUACAUACAUAUUAUAUAGAGAAAAUAAUUGAAUGAAGUAUUGCCAUGCAAUACAAAGUCCCCUACUAGAAGGCAUCUAAUUUUCUCUAUUGCAUUAUAGCAUAAUGAACUGAUAUCUGUCAAUGAUGUAUAAACAAUAUUGUACUAUAUAUACAUACAGUAUGUUAUAAACAAAAACCUUGGAUUAA